GGCUGAGGUAACUUUCAGUCGUCUUUGUUGCGUAUAUCGUGCGUCUCCCCUAAAACUAAUAAUUGCAUUCUUCGUGAGCUAUCUGGUUGUUUGCCUUACAUGCAAUUUCUGAUGUAUGUGUACUCGUACACAUUAUGAUAUAAGAAACUUACAACUCAUCUGAAAUGUUGAUGAACAACAAAUAAUACAAAUUGCAUAAAUAAGUGAAGUUGUAAAUAUGGUUGAAACUAGCCAUUAAUUUCCAAUCAUGUAGCAUCCUCGUCUUAUUCCAUCACACCUGUAAAUAUAUAUGUCACGCUCGAGUCCCGACAGAUCACGAAUGUCUUCUAUUCCAAUAUGUAAGAAUUGAUCGAUACUGUCAUACACGGCUUGAGACGCAAGAUGCCCUAUGAGAUAAGCAGAUCUACGACAGGAAGAGUGCCUUCAAUAGAAAUUAAACAAUAAUAUAGUUGGAGUGACAUUGGGUUCUGGUAUGGGCCAUCAGGCUUGGGCUAUGAGCUGCUGCAGCAGGUGGAUGUGCCUAAAGUGGCCCAGAAACUUGGAUGCUUGGACAAGGUUUUUUGGAUUGAAUGUUUUGGGAAAUUAACUGGGAGCAGGCCUGCAAUCCAGAUUUUACAAUUUUUGUGAUACUUUUUGUGGACUGAUUUGGAUACUAAGCCGGGGUCUGUCCUGUGCUAGUUUUUCUAUUUAGUUUGGACUGUUAAAAAUCUCUAUCUGCUCCCUGCCGCAAAGUGGGGGGUGGGGGGUAGCGGUAGAUAUUAUUUUUGUCUAGAUUAGCUAGCUUAAAUAGUUUAGAUACAUUGUAUUAUGUUACUUUUGGGUGAGUUUAAUACUCCAUAUAUACUUACAUUUCAUCCAAAAAAUAAACAAUAAUAUGAGUGUACGCUUGGGAUCAAAUUAGAAAUCUCACUUGUUCUUACAUUUAGAGUAGUACACAUACAUAUACAUACAUCUGUGUAUAAAUGUACGCUCAAAUAUACAUUUAUAUUAGAACUAGUUUGUGAAUACGUAUGGUGAUAAUUGACAAUAUAAAAAAAAUUUACCAUCAUAAUACUAAUUAACUCUUCCUUUUUUUUCCUUCUAAUUAUUGAGAUUUAUAAAUAAAAGGUAGAUGAUCUUAUUAAUGAGCAAUUGACUAAGCAUGCAAACUGCCCUUACUACCAGAAACUCCUCACACCCCUGAUCCCUCUCAUCUAUCCUUCAUGCAAUCUCCAUUGCCAUUGAUCUGAGGCAGCCUCACUAAACUAACUAUAUAUCUCACUGGAUUGAAAAACAGCCAGCAACAUAAAUCUUUUUCCUCACUAUGCCAAGUCCGUUGACUAUCAAAUUGAUUCAUAUAUUACUGAACUAGUUCCAUCUAUUACCAACAUUUCUGAUCCUAAUUCCACUUAUUCAUUCACUUCCAGUUGAACUUUACGCCUUUACACCUUCUACGUAUAAUACGGAUAGAGGGGCAUAGGGAAGAAGAAAGACAUUGGAGAAUAUGGCUGGAGGACGACAUUCUAAGCAGCACCAUUGGAGUGUCAUGUGUUUUUUGUCGACUGUUCUGUGUGCUUUGUUUCAUGGGUUUGUGUCGACCGAAGCAAGUAGGCUUGGGAGGGUACUGGAGAAAAACAGAGGAAAGAAUGGAGAGCUUAGCAGGAGGACUACUGAUAUGGCGGCGGCGGCAGAUGUUGCGCUAGCAACUGGCGGCUAUGGAAAAGGUGGGAAAAAGGUGGUUCCUGGAGGGAGUUAUGGUCAAGGGGGUGAAUCAGGUUAUGGGAAUGGGAACAAUGGAAAGUGUACUCGUGGUGACUGUCGUGGCGGUGGCGCAGGAGACUAUUGUGGGGGAUGGAGCGGUAGUUGUGGUGGUGGAGAAGGGGAAGGAAGGACUUAUGGUCCCGGAGGGAAAGGUAGUGGGGAAUAUGGAGGCUCCGGUGGUGACACUGGUGGUGGUAGCGGUGGUGGCGGUGGCGGCGGUGGCGGCGGUUUUGCUAGGGGCGGGUAUGGCGGAGAUAAUGGUAGUGGUGCAGGUGGCGGUGGAGGUGGCGGUGGAGGUGGGGGUGGAGGUUUUGCUAAGGGUGGGUAUGGCCGAGAUAAGGGCAACUAUGGCGAUGGAGGUUUUGGUAAAGGUGGGUAUGGUGGUGAUAAUGGUAGUUUUGGAGGUGGUGGCGGUUCUGGUAGUGGUUUUGGAGGUGAUACUGGUAAUUUUGGUGAUGGUAGUGGUGGUUAUGGACAUUAUGGACCCGGUAGCUAAUAGAUGCUUUGCUCUCAAGACAAUUAGGAACGAAAUUCCAUCAAAUAUCAUAUAGGCACUUGCUAAUGAUCACCAUUUGCUACAAAAGUUAGUUUGCUGUUAUUAUAUUCAGUAGUAUUUACAUGUUUAGUCUCUUAGACUUGUAGUUGACAACAUUGGCCAAUGCCAAAGUUACAAUAAGCACAACAACGAUAACAUGAUAAGUAUUAU
This is a messenger RNA of Cuscuta europaea, 2446 nucleotides long. Lineage: Eukaryota; Viridiplantae; Streptophyta; Magnoliopsida; Solanales; Convolvulaceae. The record is from the annotation of a GenBank genome assembly.